AUGAACGGCGGUACCUUUUCCCCCCUAGCGGAAGGGGAAGGCUCCGCGGGGGACCCCGUAGACCAUCGCUUCCGCGGAAGGUUAGAGAUGGGCGCUGGCGCGCUUGGCGGAUCUGUGGCGGAGGCUUCGGCGGAAGAUGUUUCGAGCGGAGGCCGGUCGGCGGAGGAUGAGCGCCCGCUGAUUGCGCCAUCAGAGCGCGAAGUAGGCGCGUGGGCGGAAGGGCAGGCGCAAAGGACCAGCGCGAGCUUGGAGAAUGGAUGGGAUGAUUCUUUGCGCAAAGGGGGAAGCCAGGGGGAGUUGCGCCACGAGGAGGGCACAGCUGCGCGCGAGGUGCGCGGAGACGGAGACCUUGGGGGAGCGGAGAGAUUGCGCGGCGGCGGAGCUAGCGCGGACGCCAAUGGAUGCGCGGAAACUGGCCGUCCGGGAUCUGCUGGCGGAGGCGCGGGGGAAGCCGAGGGGGGAAAUUCGGCGGAAAUAGGCGGCGGGGAUGCGGGGAGAGGGGGAGGGGAGGCGGAAGAGUUGAUCCGGGCGGAAAACGACAAAGCGGAGGAGGAACGCGGAGAAGGGUACGAUAGGAGCGGAAACGGAAUAUGGGUAGACGAGGAGAAAGCGCUCCGGGACGAGAAGGCAGCGGAGUCCGCGGAGGAUCCUUCCGCGGAUGGCGGCGCGAAGGGGAACGCGGGCGGGGAGUGCUCCGGGAGCGAGUCGUCGCGGCGCACGGCAGACGGGGAGCGGUCGUUCGUGUGGCUGCUGAACGUGCCGCUAGAGGCGGAAGAUGACGUGGAGGAGGACGUGGAAGUGGGGGAUGAUGACGAGGAUUGGGAGGAUGUUGAAGACGGGGAGGAGGGCGCCGGGGGGGAGGCGGAUGGGGAGGAAGGGGGCGAGGGAAGCAGGUCCGGGAGAGGCGGCGGCGCGGGGGGCGGGGCUGGCGGCGCGGAAAACACGUGGCGCGCGCUGGAAGGCCACGAGGACAAAUUCGUGGAGCUGCAACGGCUAUUCGUAGGGCCGAAAUUCGCGACCGGCACAUACGGACGGCUUUACCAGGGCCUGUACGAAGGGCAGGACGUGGCGAUUAAGAUCCUACGGCCACCAGACAGCGAGGGCGAAGCGGAGAAACUCGCGCAUCAGUUCAAGCAAGAAGUAGACCUCCUCGCGCGCUUAGACCACCCGAACGUGGUGCGGUUUAUUGGCGCGUGCCAGCGCCCGCCCACGUGGUGUAUUUUGACGGAGUACCUGGGCGGGGGGAGCCUGCGCGCGUUCCUGCAGAAGCGCGAGGGGCAGCUGCUCCCGCUGCAAGAGGUGGUGCGCCUGGCGCUCGAUAUCGCGCGCGGCAUGGCGUACCUGCACGCGGAGGGCGUGGUGCACCGGGACUUAAAGCCCGACAACCUCGUCCUCACGACAGACAACGUCGUCAAAAUCACCGACUUCGGCGUGGCCCGUCUCGAAGCCGACACGUCCAUGAUGACCGCCGAGACGGGCACGUACCGGUGGAUGGCGCCGGAGGUGGUGGACCACCGGCCGUACACCAAGAACGUGGACGUGUACAGCUUCGGGAUUGUCCUGUGGGAGCUCUGCACCGUGCAGCUGCCGUUUGCGGGCAUGACCGCCAUGCAGGCUGCGUUCGCCGUGGUUAAUCGGGGCACGCGGCCGGACAUACCAGCAAACGUCCCACUCCCUCUAGCCGAGCUCAUGCAGGCGUGCUGGCACAGCAACCCCGACCGGCGCCCGCCCUUCACGCGUUUUGUUUCUGAUUAUCCUGAGUCUCAGCAGUUAAUUAACAUCCGGUGCGCCAUGCCCGCUGAUCCUGAGGGCCCCAAGCGGGGCGAACCUUCCGCCGCUCAAUCCGCUUCCGCCAAGCCCGCGGAGGCAAAAUCAACUGCGGGAGGGGCGGCGUCCGCGGCAGGCGCUGCAGCGCCAAAAUCUGAACCAGCUCCGGCGCCGUCGAAUGCGGUGGUUAAAGCCGGCGCGACUGGCGGAAAAGCGGCAGCGCAGGCGGGAGCUUCUGCGCCUCCCGCUGCGAAGCCGGCGGCAACCACGAUAUCAGCAACGGUCCUAGCAAAAGCAUCAACGGCGUUAUCUUCUGCGACGAAGCCCGCUCCUGCGACGGCCCCUGCGACGAAACCCUCGUCUGCGACACCAGCUCCGGUGAAGCCCUCGGCUGCGACAACAGCUGCAGCGAAGCCUCCGGGCGUGGCGACGGAGGCGACGAAGGCGCCCGGAGCAACGACUGCCGCUUCGGUCGCGAAACCCGCAGCAACAGCAACAGCCGCAGCAGCUGCCGGCGCAGUAACGAAACCAGCAACGGCCGGCGGAGGAGGAGGAGGAGGAGCGAUUCCCGCGUCGUCGGCAAAGGCGGGCUCGACGGCUCCAACGGUCAAACCUGCAGCGGCCGCUCAAGCAGCAGGCACCCAAGCGGCGUCUAGUCAAGCAGCAGAGACUCGAGUUGUCUCGGCUCAACCCGCGAAAGCAGCGCCAACCACGGCAGCAACCAAAGCUGCUGCGCCUGCUACGGCUGGCGCAAAGCCCGCAGGAGCGCAAGGUAAACCAGCUACUGCGAGUUCAGCCGGCGGACCUGCGCCUGCAGGAGCAGUGGCGGGGGCAGCGGCGGGAGCAGCGGUGGGGGCAACGACGAAAGCUGUUCCGUCGCCGAAGCCAGCCGCGCCUGUGGCGGGAGCGGCGAAACCGGUCGUUGCGACGGCUCCAGUCGCGAAAGCGACCAUUGCGACGUCGUCAGGAGUGAAGGCUGGCCCGACGAUCGCCCCUGCGACGAACGCUCCUGCGGCGAGCGCUCCUGCGGCAAACGCUCCUGCGACGAACGCCUCUGCGACGAACGCCCCUGUGACGAACGCUCCUGCGACAAAUGCCUCUGCGACGAAGCCUGCUGCUGCGAUGGGAAUCCCGACGGUGAAAGCUCUCGUGGCACCCGCGUUAGUGACGAAGGCGUCGCCCGUUGCGACGGUUUCUGCGACAAAGACGCCUCCUGCGACAGCCUCAGUGACGAAACCGAGAGCCACGUCACCUCCUGCAGCGAAAGCGAGAGCCACGUCACCGCCUGUAGCGAAAGCGAGAGCCACGUCACCCCCUGCAGUGAAAGCUGGUGCUGCGCCUCCCGGCGGAGGAAAACCCGCUGCUGCUGCGAUUUCUGCGCCCGCCCUGGGGAAGGCGGAAGGGGGGACUGGCGCUGAGCCAAAAGCGGAUGGCGGGGUAAAGGUUGGCGCGCCCGCUGCUGCGGCAGCGGGGAAAACAACGCAACCAGCCGCGGGGAAAGCCAGUUCUUCAGCUCCAGCAGGCGCAACCACCGGCGCAGCUACGGGCGCAGCUGCAGGCGCAGCUGCAGGCGCAAUCACGGGCGCAACGAAGGGCGUAACUAAGAGCGCAACUACGGGCGCAACUACGGGCGCAACUGCAGGCGCAAUUGCAGGCGCAAUUGCAGGCGCAAUUACAGGCGCUGCUACGGGCGGAAGCGGAGCCGGAGGGGGCGGAAAUGCGGGAGCAGUGGCGGGGGAGAAAGGAGGGCAAGCGAAGACGAGUGGUGGUGAGGCUACGGGUAAAGCUAGUGAGAGCGCUGGAGGUGGUAAGGACAAGGAGAAGGAUGGGAGUGGGCAAGUGGGUAAGGGAGACGAUGGGACGGGUAAAGGAGAGAAGGGGGAUGGGAGUAAGGGAGUUGAGGUGAAAGGGGAUGGGGCGAAGAAGGGGGAGCAGAGCACAGAGGUUGCGGAAAACAAAGGGGACGAGAAGAAGGGCGAGGAGAAGAAGGGAAAGGAGAAGGGAGAGGAGGAGAAAGGAGAGGAGAAGAAGGGAGAAGAGAAGGAGGGAGAAGAGAAGAAAGGGGAAGAGGAGAAGGGAGAAGAGAAGAAGGGAGCAGCAAAGGAGGAGGAAGAGAAGGAAGAUGAGCAAGCAACCGGAGAAAGGGAGAGUGAAGGGAAGGCGAAGGAUGCAGGGUCGGACGAGACAGGGAAGAAGGAUGAAGAGGUAAGGAAGGAAGGGGCACGAGGAGUCGAAUCUGGAAAGGUGGAAGGAGAGAAAGACGGGAAGCAGGGAAAAGGGAAAGGACAGCAGGUGGAAGAGGAGGAAGAGGAGAAAGAGGAAGGAGAUGAUAUGGAUGAGGAUGGGAGGGAAGGAGGAGAGGAGGAGAAGGGUAAGAAGGGUGAGAAGGGCGAGAAGGCAAGUGUGGAUGUUGCAAAGAAGAGGAAGGCGGAGGAGGAGGAGGAGAAGGAGGAGGAGGAGGAGGAGGAGGAGGAGCUUGAAUCAGAAGAGGAAGAGGAGGAGGAAGAGGAGGAGGAAGAGGAGGAAGAAGAGGAGGAGGAGGAGCAAGAUGAUGAGGACGAGGAGGGCGACGAGGGAAAGGAGGAGUCAGAGGAGGAAUCGGAGGAGGAAGAGAAGAAACCAGCACAGGCGAGAAGGGCCUCUGUGGGCUCAAUUGCAGGCAAGGGCGCAAGAGACGGGGGCAGGGCCAUGGGCGGAAGGCGUGGCAGCCGCAAGCCUAAUGUGCGUCUGGGGGAGCUUAUUUCCGCGAGUGCCCGCCUUGGCUCCUCUGCCGCUGUUGCUGCUGCUGUUGCCGCAUCGGGAGGAGCAGCAGGGGCGGGGAAAGAGAGUGCUGCUUCUCCUGCAGGGAAGCGAGCUAAGACUGCGGGUGGUCAGACUCCUGGGGGGGGGAAGAGUAAGGAGGGGGAGGGGGCGGAGAAGAAGGGGGCGCAGAGGUCUGGGGGAAAGGCGGCGGGGGGUAAGGAGGUGGGUGGGGCUAAGGGGAAGGAUGGGGGAAAGCAGACGCAGGGGAAGGGGGGGAAGCAGGGGGAUGUGGGGAAGAAAGGGGGAGCAGGGGAGCAUGGGAAGGGGGAGGAUAAGAAAUAUUCUCCUGCGCGCAAGUCCCCCACUCCUAAGAUCCGUCCUAUUCCGCAGGACAGCAGAGGUUUUGGGGGGAAAGAGGGGGGCGCAAGGGGGAAGGCGGCUGUAGCAGCAGCUGCUGGGAUAGGCAAAGGGGGGAAGGCUGUAGCGGCUGAUGCAGCUGCUAAGGCAGGGGCCAAUGCAGGCGCAGGUCGUGGGAAGAGCGAUGGGAAGAGCGGUAAGAAGGCGGCUCAAGCAGAGGCUCACGGGGGCAAGGAGGACGCUGGCGCAGCAGGCACAGGAGGUGCAGGCGCAAGCCCGGGCGCAGCAGAAACAAAACUGGGAUACCUAGAUCGCAUGAGGCGUGGGCGGGAGCGGAUCGAGGCAGUGGGGGGCGUGGGCGCGUGGCUUGGGUCCCUCGGUUUGGCCCGAUACAGCGGGACGUUUGAGGAGAACGAGGUGGAUGUUGAGGCGGCCACUGUGCUCACUGCUGAUGAUUUGAAGGAUAUGGGUGUGGCGCUUGGGGCGCGCCGCAAGCUGCUCUGUGCGAUCGCGGAUCUGGUGUCUGGUGUGGAGAAGGAGGGGGGUGUUGAUGAGGAUGGAGAUGGGGGGAAGGGUGGAGAGGAGGAGGGGCAUGAGAAGUCGGGGAUAUCGCGACGCGCUUCCGCGCACUCCGUGCCACAAAACCCCCACGCGCCGAUGGCUUCUCUCUCCCUUGCUCUUUCUCCGGCCCGCGUUGCCCCAUCCGCUUCUCCCGCCGUCCUCCGCCAUCGCUCCGCCGCUGUCGCGACAUUGCACGUUAACGCCCCCCUGACAGCCCCCGCGGUCUCCGCCAAAUCUUCCCCCGACUCCCCUUUGCGCCAGUGCCAGCCUCGCGAAGCGUCCCCUUCCCCCUCUCCGCUCCGCCCCCCCCCCGCUCUGCGCGCCCCAUUAGCGGCACUCUCCGCCGCGCUGCUUCCCGCCCUACCCGCGCUUGCGGACAUCGCGGAGGAUGCUGCGGGGGCGGCGGAAGCGGGCGGCGCGGAAGGCAUUUCCGCGGUCGUGGUCGCAGUGGGGGCGGUGGCUGGCGCGGGGGCGGUGUUCGCGGCAGUGAAGGCUUACGCGCACUUUCGACUGCAGUUCUUAGUGGCGCGUUUUGUGGGCCGGCACGUGCCACGUGGCGGCGCGGUAGUGCUGGAUUUCCGCGCGGGCAGCGGCAGGAACCUCUACUACGUGCCUAACGACCUCAGCAAGCUUCUGGCCAUGCAGGCCGACGUGCAACCCAGCCUGCUCAAGCAGCAGGCCUUGUCAGAAGGUGUGCCCAUUGACGUGCUGCCAGAUGGCCUCACCGCACUCAACCGCAUUGAAUCGGCCUCGGUCGACGCCGUGAUCACAGUGGAUGGCUUUAAGCGUCUCACGCCCUCAGAGGCCACCGCGGCUGCAGCAGGCAUCGCUCGGGUCCUCAAGCCAAGCAGACCGCUGAUAUUUGUGGAGGCAUGUGGGAGUGGCAGCCCAGAAGUCAAGGACACGUCGCACCCGUCCUUCUCCUUCCUCCCCGAUGCGGUGCUGCCCCUAUACGAGCAGGUGAAUUAUGAUUAUGUGCUGCCGAAUGUGGACCGUCAUGUGGUAGGGGUGGCCGUUCGAUCCUCAGACCCUGCGCCCGUCUCGUCAAGCAGCUCUUCCAAAUCUUCCUCGGCUUCGGGGUUCAGUUUAGGGAGAAGUGGGAAGAAGCAGUGA
Molecule: messenger RNA, 6540 nt
Organism: Closterium sp. Yama58-4
Lineage: Eukaryota; Viridiplantae; Streptophyta; Zygnematophyceae; Desmidiales; Closteriaceae
Source: the annotation of a GenBank genome assembly